Messenger RNA from Cicer arietinum (chickpea), 971 nucleotides. The record is from RefSeq and is a predicted model, not a curated record. NCBI's taxonomy places the organism in Eukaryota, Viridiplantae, Streptophyta, Magnoliopsida, Fabales, Fabaceae.
UAAAGUAUAUCCUCGUCUAAUGUGAGGAACGCCCCAAAAAACAUCAUCAACAUCCAGUACGCAACUCAACCCGAACCUAGUACACACUUUUCUUGUUUAUAUCUACUUUAAUUUAACAUUAGUUAACAAUAUCACCACAACACACGCAAACAACGCAACCCACAUGUGAUAAUACACAACACAACACAACACACCCUUUUGUACUUUGUAACGUUGUUCCUUCAAACACACACAUUUUUUUCCUUCUUCAUUUCAUGAUGGAAGAACAGCCACAAUCAUCAUUAUCAGAACUCAUAAUCUCUCUUGAACAAGCCACCUUCAUGGCAAAACAACUAUCAUCUUCAUCAUCAUCAAAUUCAAAUUCGACCAAUCCAACUCAUCUCCAUCAAAUCCACAAUUCCCUACACCAAGCCCACCAUCACCUCACCGCCUUCCUCUCCACUCUUCAAUCCCCUCCGCCGCCGGAAAACUCUGUCUCCUCAGCCAACGGAGCCGUCCCUAUGCAGCUAGCUGAUGACGACGAUGAUGAAGAAGAGACCUCAAAGUGCACAAUUGAUAGAGUUGAGCAGAAAUUACGAGACUGCUUCAUCAAAAACAAGCGACCAAAACGUCCCUUGUCGCCGUCUACGGUGGCCCAAGUGGAGGAGAAGCGAUUUUCCGAUGAUGGGUUUGUUAAGGAUUAUGAUUCACAUGCUAUCAAGUUGAGGGCAUUGGACCUUGUGUACCAGUUUCAUGGCUGAUGAUGAUGAUGUUAUUUUGCUUUUUUCCCUUUUUCUUGUGGCUUCAAUUCUCCUCCAUCUUGCUACAGAAUUUUUUAAUCUUUAAUUGUUUAGGAAUAAGAAGAUUAAUUUUUGGUGAUGAUUAUGGCUAUUAGGCAUGGAAGAAGAUUUGGGAUGUAAUAUAUCGUGGAGUGAGGCCAGGCUGCAUAAAUUUACCAAGUUUUAUGUUAUGCUAGUUCUUUGCUGAUUUUA